Molecule: messenger RNA, 1770 nt
Organism: Trichoderma virens Gv29-8
Lineage: Eukaryota; Fungi; Ascomycota; Sordariomycetes; Hypocreales; Hypocreaceae
Exons: 3
Coding region: 1-1770 (589 amino acids)
Source: RefSeq, a predicted model, not a curated record
AUGGUGAACAAAUCAGUUAUCUUAACAUUGCUGGGAAUCGGAGCCAGUCUUGUUGCUGCGACGGAUCAAACCGUUACUGUCACAACGACAAAGACGGAGACUGUCACAGCGUGUGCCUCCUCAUGCUAUUCAACUGUAACCAGUUGCACCUCAACCACUUCAAUGACCCUGUCUACCUCUACCACGACGGAGACUGGCACUGAGACGACAUCCAAGCCUACCUCCACUGCUACGUUCACUACAGGCUCUACCUCGUCUGGAUCAAGCUCUUCUCAAUCGACGUAUUCCGUUCCAUCGACAACUUCAAGUACCUAUAGCACCAGCACAUCUACUACUACAACUGCAACAGAGACGUCCCAAUCUGUGAAGAGCAGCACCUCAUCUUCCACCACUACUGCGACUUCCACCAUCACCGCCGACUCAAGCCAACUCCCUGGAACCACCACAUCAAGCUGCUCUCAAGGUUACAGCUGCGGAUCUCUCACUGUGAGAGGGAGCACAGAUUCUUCCUCUUCCUCUAGCACUUCCUCUUCGUCAUCCGUGUCUUCUGGUACUUCUUCUAGUACUACUUCUUCUGGUGUUUCUUCUGGUACUUCUUCCACUUCGUCAACUUCUGUUUCCAGCCGAGGAACUACUUUCAAGUUUCCCACUAGCACACAGGCUCGCGAAUCCCCAUCAUCAACAUCUGCCAGCACAACAGUAACUAAAUCUGAAAGCACCUCUGCAGCUAUAUCUGAAAGUACCACGGUGGCUGCUUCUGACAGCACAACUUUGACAACACUUAAGUCGACUAUCACGCAGACUGUGACCGUUCCAGGAAGCUCGCACUCUCAAAGCUACACUCACACCCCAUCAAAUACCACCGAGUCCACAGCCGAGACUUUCACCAAAACGGUUUACUCUACCGGGUCAGAGUCUACUGAGAAGACUUCCACCGCAUCCUCAACAGAGUCAACUUCCAAGCCUACUUCCACUGCCACCAGCCAAUCAUCAUCAGGAACAUCUUCUAAUUCAAGUGGCCAAUCUUCCACCGCUUCAUCAACAGAGUCUACAUAUAAGACCUCGUCUACGGGCACCACUGGAUCAUCUUCAGAAACAUCUACGACUUCAAGCAGUACUUCUACAGCAUCUUCGACAGAGUCUACAGCUACCCUCUACCUCAAUCAUUUCGACAAGAUACACAACCACACCAUCUGGAACCCCCUCAUCCUCAACUUCAUCUUCAUUCUCAUCUUUGUCUUCAUCCUCAUCCUCGUCCUCAUCCACCCAAGUCGAAUCCACCGACUCAUCAGCUUUACCCGCGACAACUACUCACACCAGCCACACCUCCACACACACUUCUUGCAGCGACUCUUCCACAGGCACAUCCCGCAUCUAUACCCUCACCAACACCACAACAACCGCAACUAUCACCGGAACAGGAUAUUCUUCUCAGUCAGCAUCUCUCAGCACCAGUUCAUAUGUUAUUCCUACUUCAAGCAUCACCGUCGAUUCUUCUACUACUGCAGGAACUACAUCAACAGUGACGAGCAGCACACAUUAUUCCGUCCCAUCCAGCACCACAUCCACUACACUUUCUUCUUCUUCAGUUUCAUCAUCUUCAACUUCAACAUCCAGCUCCACCAUCUCAUACGAAUCCUCCGCCGACGCCGUCACCCAACCCUCAGCCACAUCCUCUUCUCCCACUUCAACCACCUUCCUUACAACAACCACGAACAAAUCACUCUCAAGCACCGGAACUAUCUCGACUACGUCGACUUCGUCUACUAA